CUUAGCCUACCAGUCUUCUUCUUCCUCUGUUUAGCUUUUACUUUCAUUUUCAUCUUCCUUCCUUCUUCCUCCUCCCUUUGUUUUCUCUCCUUUUAUCUUCGAUCUCUCCUGGUUUCUGUUUUUAGUUUCAAAAAUAGGUAGGUUUUGGAUGGGUUGAUUUGGUCGAUGUACUUCUUUUAUAUUUUUUUGUUAAUCUGUAAUCUUUUCAUCAACCCCUCUGGAUUGUUAUAAAUAUUAUUGUUAUUAUUUCAAUCUUUUUAAGUUUUAAAUCUGAUUUUGGAUUUGUCCUUUGAAGGAUUGAAUCUAAAAGUCCAUUUAAAAAAAAAUAUUUCUUUCCGAUGAGGAGAGGUAGAGUUGCCGCCGCCGCCGCAAACGCCUUAGCCACGAAACCGGCACUACAACCUAGCGGAUCUAUUAAAGAACUGAGAUACAGAGGUGUUAGAAAAAGACCAUGGGGCAGAUUUGCGGCGGAGAUUCGAGACCCUUGGAAGAAGACAAGGGUGUGGCUAGGGACCUUCGACUCAGCUGAGGAUGCUGCUCGGGCUUACGAUGCGGCGGCGAGGUCACUCCGUGGACCCAAAGCUAAAACUAAUUUUCCUUUAGAUUCUUCAAAUCUCACGGCCUUUCCUUUAGAGACGAACCAUCAUCACCACAACGAUGGGUUCAUAGACCAACACCGGUUAUACACGAUGGGCGAUUUUCUCGAACACGGAGUGAAUCCACAGAUACCGACGAGGAGUAGCAUGAGUAGCACGGUGGAGUCAUUUAGUGGACCCAGACCGGCCCAACCACCGCGACAGAAAUCGACGAAUUUUUCAUUGGUUUCGACUAAAAAGUACCAUCCGAGGACGCCGCCGGUAGUGCCGGAGGAUUGUCAUAGUGAAUGUGAUUCGUCGUCAUCGGUUGUCGACGACGGAGAUAUCGCAUCGUCUUCGCGUAGGAAAACAUUGCCUUUUGAUCUCAAUUUUCCACCGUUGGAUGAAGAUGACGAUCUCCGGUGCACUGCCCUAUCUCUUUGAUCACGAUAACGAUGAUAAAAUCGGCGAAGACGAAGAUGGCAGCCAAUU
Messenger RNA from Hibiscus syriacus, 1067 nucleotides. Its product is annotated as ethylene-responsive transcription factor 3-like. The transcript has 2 exons. Gene Ontology annotation, molecular function: DNA-binding transcription factor activity; DNA binding. The record is from RefSeq and is a predicted model, not a curated record. Gene Ontology annotation, biological process: regulation of DNA-templated transcription. Lineage: Eukaryota; Viridiplantae; Streptophyta; Magnoliopsida; Malvales; Malvaceae. Bases 339 to 1019 code for a protein of 226 amino acids.